Molecule: messenger RNA, 3277 nt
Organism: Sarcophilus harrisii (Tasmanian devil)
Lineage: Eukaryota; Metazoa; Chordata; Mammalia; Dasyuromorphia; Dasyuridae
Product: 5-beta-cholestane-3-alpha,7-alpha-diol 12-alpha-hydroxylase
Exons: 1
Coding region: 567-2093 (508 amino acids)
Molecular function (GO): iron ion binding; heme binding; sterol 12-alpha-hydroxylase activity
Source: RefSeq, a predicted model, not a curated record
GUUGAAUUGGAGACUGAAUUUGAAUGCUUUUAGAGAUGACACCAAAACACAAACUUGAUACCUGAACAAGUUUCUAUAAGUCUGCUUGGAACUGACCCUGCUGACUUUAUCUCUGUGUUCUACAGGACACUGAUUUGGACUGCAGUUUUUUGCCCCUCGCUAAAUGUUUUACUUUAUUUCUUGGUUAAUUUAUUAAUGUAAUUUAAAUAUUAUUGUGACACAGUCCUCAUAGGAUUCCAACUAUUUGUACUUGUUGAUUCUCAAGGUUUUUUGGCAGAAGCCCAAAAGAAAAACUACAUUUUAAUCACAAUUUUGGCUUCCCUCCUCAAAUAUCUCCUGAUCCUGUCUGGCUGUUUUCUCUUUGUCCUCAGCCUUCUGAAAACAGUAAGCUCACCACAAUUUCUUUCUGACCUAUCUUCAUGUAAUUGAUCUUUUGUUUCCACCUAGCUGCAGAACAAGGUACAGGCAGAAAGGACCUUUCCUAUGCUUAUAAAAGUCUCUCAUCAGCAGAAAGCUUUCUCUUUUCCUUGAGUGGCCUGAGAACACAGAUCUCUUAUGCUGUGGUGAUGGCGUUCUGGGCUUCUGUGCUCAUAGUCCUGGUGACCACUGUCCUGGUAGUGCUGUACAGGUUGGGAGCCCUCCGCCAGAGGAGAGUCAAUGAGCCCCCUCUGGACAAAGGCCUCAUCCCCUGGCUGGGCCAUGCCAUGGACAUGUCUAGGGAUGCCUCCAGUUUCCUGAAGAGGAUGCAAGAACGUCAUGGGGACAUCUUCACUGUCCAGAUGGCUGGCAGAUAUGUCACCUUUGUCACAGAUCCCUUCUCUUUUGAUGCCGUCCUGAAGGAGAGCAGAAGCAGGCUGGACUCUUCCAAGUUAGUGUUUCAUUUGGUAUUUAAAGCCUUUGAUUUCCGAGGACAGAAAUGUCAUGGAAAUAUCAUGCAGAAGUCUGCCCCAAAGUACUUGAUGGGUACUGGAUUAGUUGGUUUAACCCAGGCCAUAAUGGAUAAUCUGCAGAUUCUGAUGCUAGAGCCUGAUGCUGAUAAGAGACCAGGACCCCAGCAGUGGAAGCAGGAAGGGCUAUUUCAAUACUGCUGCAACAUCGUCUUUAGAGCUAGUUACUUAGCUUUGUUUGGGAACCUACCUAUUAAUGGCAAGACAGGCCAUGCUGAAGACUGGCUCCAAUCCCAAAAGGUCUUUGAGAGAUUCAGGGAAUUUAAUUCUCUCUUUCCCUCAAUCAUUUUCUCUAUGCUCUUGCCGAUGGAGAAGAAAGAAAUAAGGAGACUCAGACAAUUCUUCUGGGAUAUUCUCUCUCCCCAGCACAUCUUGGAGAGGGAUGAUGUGAGUGCAUGGAUCCGUUCUGCUCAGGAGCAGCAGGUUGAAGAGGGAGUAUCUGAGAAAGCACAGAGCCAGUUUAACCUACUAAUGCUUUGGGUUUCCAGUAGCAACCCAGGUGCUGCGUCCUUCUGGACCCUCCUCUUCCUCCUGAAGAAUCCUGAAGCUCUGAAGGCUGUGAGGGAGGAGGCAGAAGGAGUCCUCAGGAAAAUGGGGCAGGAGAUGAGACCAGGUGGGGCACUUAUCACUGUUGAGUAUAGCAUGCUACAGCAGACCCCAGUGCUGGACAGUGUCAUGGAAGAGACAUUACGUCUGGUGCUUACCCAUUUCUUGCUAAGGACUGUGAAGCAGGACAUGAUCCUGAAAAUGGAUGGUGGCAAGGAGUAUGCCCUCCGCCAGGGCGAUGAAGUGUCCAUCUUCCCCUUCCUUUUCCUCCAUAGGGAUCCAGAAAUCUACCCAGACCCCACUACAUUCAAAUAUGACCGUUUCCUGAACCCUGAUGGCAGCAGAAAGGUAGUUUUCUACAAGCAAGGGAGAAAGGUCAAACCACACAUGUUGUCAUGGGGUGCCGGCACCACUGUCUGUCCUGGGAGAUUCUUUGCCCUAAAUGAGAUGAAAAUGUUUGUGUUCAUGAUGGUCACACAAUAUGACAUAGAGUUAGUUGAUCAGGAUGUGAAGAUCCCUUCAGUAAAUAGGAAGCUAUUCGGAAUUAGUGCCAUGCAGCCAAUACAAGAUGUCCAGUUCCAGUAUCGAAUACGCUUCUAGCUUGAUGGUGAAAACAUUUGCAAAAAGUCAAGACUGCAGUGGGGAAGAGUCACUCUGUCCCCUCUUGAACAUGGCUCUCAUCCUCACCACUCUACUAAACUGCUCUCCAGUGCAUUUUCUAAUCAACACCUCCAAUUAUCUUGUCUCAGACCUCUUUCAUGUUUGUAGCUUUUGCCACUCUUGCCUAUGGCUUCCUUCUGGGGACUUUUCCCCCCUCAUAUGUCUUUCUGAUCCUUCCUUAAUCUCCUUGACUGAUCCUCUUCUCCUGAUGGGUAGAGGUUUUAGAGAGAUUGGUUUCACCUGAAUAAUAUGAUAAAAAUCCUCCAAACUACUGGGGGUGUCCUAUGAUAUAAUGGACUGUAUUGCACACAGUGGGACCAGGGUGGUGGGGCAGUGCCACUGAAUGUCAGCAAUCAAAGAUUGGCCAGCUCCUUUGCAGAGAUGUUGUGCAGGGGAUUCCUACUCCAGUACAAGUUGGAUUAGAUGGUCUCUAUGGUCCCUUCCAGGCUGAGAUUGUAGCUGUAAACAGCCAUUUGUUGGAGAUUUUGUUUUCUAUGACUCUGCUCUCUUCUUCUGUCUGAGUGCUCCUUCUCUGUCUCCUCUGCAGGCUCAUCUUUUUUCUCCUGCCUCUGAGCUCUGAAGUUUUUGCCCUCAAAGUUUCUAUCCAACAAAAUGUUGCACACCCUGUGUGCACACAGAAUCUAUCACAAAAAUGGAUAGGAGUCUCAUGUAAUUUACAAUUGUUUCCAAUUUUAAUAUACAUACCAAUAUAAAAGUUAUUUUAAAAUUAAGCAGUACUUUAGUUUUGUGAAAUUCUCUAAAUUCUAGCAAGAUGUUCCAAUGAAACUCAAUUGCCUCUUGGUUUUUUUCCAACUUACACAAAUCUUUUCUCUUUUGUAAGCCAAGAAAGAGUUAAGUGACAGUUUUUGCUUCAAAUGGUUUUUUUUUACCUUGCCAUUCUUCCUGACGUUGUUUCCUUAAGCCUGAGCUCUGAUAAUGAAGUUACAGGCUCCUUGCUGGCUGGAGUUUUAAAAAUAAGGUAUCAUACUGCUUUUCUGUUUUUCCAAAAAGUUGCCUAACUCUCUUACAUGCUUAAACUUUCUUACUUACCUUUCUGUAUACAAAUACCUUUUUUUAAAAAUAGCUUUUUAUUUACAAGUUAUAUGCAUGGCUAAUUUUACAGC